GGAUGACCACUUUAAGCUGGGCAUUCGCACCAUAUCACGCAUCCCUGGAUGUGUCCGCCACUCGCUAAAGAUGGUGGUGGAUACCACCGAGAAGUAUGUGAAGGACGAGGAGGAUUCGGAUGUCGGCUGCUUGACAGCUAUUUUCUUGCCGACUAUGCUGCUGUUCCCGAUGAAUCGUGGCGGGACGGGCGGCCACCGCAAGUGGGGUUCUCGCUUCAAGCGUUUUUUGCUGGAGAAUGGCAAGGAUUACUCGACGAGUCCAGAAAUUUUGCUGAGCAGGGUCGCCACGUUUUCGCUCCACGUGGCGACGGACCAGUGGAAGGCGUGCCCGAGCCAUCCCUAGAGGAGAUCAAGCUGCGAGCGACAGAGAGGUUUGUGAAACAGGGGGAGCUGUCACGUGCGGCACGACGGCUGACGGCCGCCAAGGUCGCUCCAGCGACGGCGGCGACACUCCAGCAGCUCAAGGACCUACACCCUGCAGCUCCGCUCCCCACAAAGCCGCAGCCCCAGAACGGCCCGGAUGGACCGCCCCUCCCUCUCACGGUCCCACCCAGAGUUCUACUGGCUGCCCUCAAGACGGCGCCGCGAGGUUUCGCAGCCGGCCCCACGGGAUGGCGGUAUGAGCAUCUUCGUGCCUGCAUGGGAGAAGGUGACGCCUCGGCAGAAGACGAGACCGUCCCCCUGCCCUCCCUUGUCAGCCGGAUGCUCGCUGGUAACAUGCCGGACAGCUGCACCACAACUCUUUCGGCCGCCCGCCUUUUCGCUCUGAUGAAAGACAACGGUGGUGUCCGGCCGAUUGCUGUGGGUGAUGUGCUUCAGAGAUGGGUGACGAAGGCAGUUUGUAUGGAGAACAAGCUUGCCUUUUAG
Messenger RNA from Vitrella brassicaformis, 867 nucleotides. The record is from the annotation of a GenBank genome assembly. Lineage: Eukaryota; Vitrellaceae.